Molecule: messenger RNA, 534 nt
Organism: Striga asiatica
Lineage: Eukaryota; Viridiplantae; Streptophyta; Magnoliopsida; Lamiales; Orobanchaceae
Source: the annotation of a GenBank genome assembly
AUGAAGAAGGUCUUUGGGUUCAACUUAGUUGGUAAGCGAAGCAAACCGGCAGACUUUAACGCCAAGAAGAGUUGGACCGAGCUUUCUCUCCAUACAUCUUGGGACCCACGCGGCAUGCCGAAUGGGCUCAUUCAAGACUUGGCCACAACUGUUGUGCACAGGUUCAUAGGAGUGAAGGUGUGUUCUAUGACCUUCUUACAAGACUCUCUACAAGAUAUUGCACUUAAUCAACGUGCCAUUCCGGCUCUCAGCCAUGUUGUUACGCACAGGCUAAACAUUUCAGAAUCCCUGCUUAACCCGUCUUUAUUGACGCAACGUGGUCGGUGGAGGGCGCUCCAAUGCGAUGCCCUAACGAGCAUGAGCUCAAACAGGCCGAUCUCAUUUAGAACUGAACCACCCCUCAGGAGUAUACGAAGCGUAAGGCUUACGACACCUAUUUCAAGAAAAUCAAAGGCAAUGAGGCGCUUAACACUAAUCAGACCGGGACAUCCCGGCAAUCAUCGGAUGAUGACGAGCAUGAGCAGAUGCAUAUAG